Molecule: messenger RNA, 1645 nt
Organism: Boeremia exigua
Lineage: Eukaryota; Fungi; Ascomycota; Dothideomycetes; Pleosporales; Didymellaceae
Product: glycoside hydrolase family 93 protein
Exons: 1
Coding region: 446-1612 (388 amino acids)
Source: RefSeq, a predicted model, not a curated record
AUCCGCCGCACCAAUGCCCUGGCACGACUCUCGCAAACAUCGGGGAUACUCCGAUGCUCACCGUGACGUCCUGCCGACACAAGUUUGUAGGCCGGCGUUAGUGCCUUGAUUUAGGCUGUACCCCGACCGCUCGGCUGAAAACCGAGCGUGAUUUGCAUAACACGCUGGGUGUUAGCUCUGCUCGGCACAUCGUUACUACGAUUCCCCGCAACUUCACCUGAGGUGAUCUCCAUGGUUUUUCCGGUGCCAGACUCCCCCACAAAUGACUGGUCGCGGAGAUGGGUACCCCAUGUCCACUGCUGAUUCAGGAACGGGUCAAUGGGUAUGUGACGUGAGAUCGGUGGUAUGGUUCGAUUUUCCCAGUGAUCAGGUACGACAUGUUUAUAUGACGGGGUGACCGCCGAUCAGGUACUUUUUUUUUCAAGCAUCUCAAUUCAAUCUCAAGAUGAGGCUCUCCACUUUCCUCUUCUCGUCGCUGCUAUCUGUCGCCGUCUCGGCUGCGCCCUCAAGCGCGCCGAAGGCUCCUGAGUUCUUCUCUCAGCGUGUCGUGUUCACGCCGCCGUCGAACUACACCGACCCUCGCACUCUGUACGCUCGUACCGCUGAGUUCGAGAACGGCAACCUCCUUGCAACAUGGGAGAACUACAGCCCUGAAGGCAGCGACCCCAAGUCGAAGGUCUACUUCCCCAUCUACAAGUCGACCGACGGCGGGUACAACUGGAAGGAGAUCUCGCGCGUGUACGAUCAGGCGCAGCCUCAGAACGGCCUCCGCUACCAGCCAUUCAUCUACGUCCUGCCCAAGAAAUUCGGCAAGUGGCCUGCUGGUACCGUUCUGCUCUCAGGAAGCUCCAUUCCUACCGACCUCUCCACCACACAGAUCGAGCUGUACGCUUCGACCGACAAGGGCUACACCUGGGAGUUCGUCUCACACAUUGCGGCCGGUGGCGUGGCCAUUCCCAACAACGGCCUCACCCCCGUCUGGGAGCCGUUCCUGAUGCUGCACCAGAACAAGCUCAUCUGCUACUACUCCGACCAGCGCGACAACGCCACCUACGGCCAGAAGAUGGUGCACCAGACCACUACCGACGGCAAGAACUGGGGUCCGGUGAUCAACGACAUCCGCCACGACCGCUACACCGACCGCCCUGGCAUGCCCACCGUGACCCUCCUGCCCAACGGCAAGUACCUGAUGACCUACGAGUACGGCGGUGGCCCCACCAACAGCCCCAACUACAAGUUCCCGCUGUUCUACCGCCUCUCCACCGACCCCGAGAAAUUCGACUCGGCCGAGGACCACCAGCUCAUCACCACCGACGGCACCAUCCCCGAAGGCUCGCCCUACAACGUGUGGAGCCCAUAUGGUGGCAAGAACGGCACCAUCAUCGUCAGCUCGGGUACCAGCGGCGAUAUCUACAUCAACAGGGGACUCGGUGAAGCGGGCUCGCCUUGGAUCAGGGUUCCUACACCGGAGAAGGAGCACUACACUCGCCAUCUGCGUGUGCUCAAGGGCGGGAAGAAGCUGCUCAUUGCGGGUGGUGGUGUUCUGCCUCCUAGCACGACGAACAAGGUGCAGCUGUCUGUCAUUGACAUUACGCAGUUCCCCAAGGCUUAGGAUGGAUGUUGUAGAUAAUUGUGAUAAUAUAUG